UGUGACUUUAUACCAGUUCUCUAUAAAAGAAAUAAACAGAGAAAACCCUGAGAAGACUGACAAUAAUCACACACAAAAUUCAUCGGUGUGCCUGUGCCGCGCCGACGUUUAGCCAGAGCACACGAAAACACAACAUAACACCGAACGAAAUUAUACACUAGCAAAAAGAUAGAAAGAUACUUUUUCGGUUUGAUUGCCAGCCAGCAGCAGCGCCAUUCAAUCGCAUGUUUAAGGUUUUAGUCUUAAAUACUUCGUCGGUUUGUUGGGACGUUCGAGUCCUGGCACUAUUCGUGGUAAUCUUAACUAUGUAAUCGCGUUUAACCACUCUGAUUAAUCCAAAUAAUAUCCUGUUUAACAAAAAAAAAAAAAAAAACAAAACAAAAAAUUAAUAAGAACCAUAACAAUACCUUAUCUAUUUGUAUUUGAAAGGAAAAAUAACAUUACUCCACCUGUUAAAAGAUGUGAAUGUAUUUGUUUAAAUUUUUUUCAUUAAGGACUAAUAUGUAUCUUUGAAAUUUAUGGUUUCAUGUAUAUUCAAGAAUACCAACAUAUCGGUAGAAAAUAAAUUUUUUGCAAAAUAAGAAAAAAACCUAACCAAAGGAUAUUCAGAGUGUUUUUUUUUUGUAUAUUCGUUGUUCCUCAAAACCACCCGCAUACAAAACAAAAAAAAAAAAAAAAGUAUCUUCAUAACCUCAAGCCACAACAUCCAUCUAUUGUUCAUCUUGGUUGGGCUUUGAUUAUGUUUUGUAUUUGUUGUUUUCUUUUUUAAGUGUACCUACAUAAUACCAGAGUUGUGUAGAGUGUGUUUAUAUGUGUGUGUGUGUAUGUGUUGAUGUGCAAAAUGAUUAAUUAACAGAGAAAUCGAUUUUGGGAAAUAAAAAGAUACGUUCAUCCUAAAAUCCUAUACUCUAUACAGUAAAUCUUCUACCUAGGUACUAGCUAUACUACCUAUAGAUAUUUUGUGUGCAAAUAAUAAUUUCCUUUUUUCGCUCCUCCCGUGGGGAUACAUUUUUUUACACAAAUUUUUUGCCCACACCUAUACAACACCAUCAAUCUAUCAAUCAAAAUGGAACGAAAAUACCUAUUUAAUUAAAAUACCAACACAACAAAAAAUAAAGGAAAAAAAAAACGGAUUUUCGUGAAAAGCGAUUUCUAUACAACAAAUUGCGAAUAAAAUAAAUAAUUCAAUUUAGUGCACAGAGUUAUUUUUUUUGUAUUUACAUAUUUUUUUGCAAAGUGAAAAAAAAAAUUAAGUGUGAAAGUGUCCCCCAAAAGUGCAUGAUUGUUUUUUUUUUUUAUAUCGAAACAAAAGUAUCGACACCUAAAAGCGAAGGCUGUAUUUUUUUUUAUAUUGUGUAUUUUGGUUGAUUUGUCGUUGUUGUUGUGUGUGCAAAUCCAAAUAAAUGCAAAAGGAUUAUUGCGAAGGAUAUCAGUGGAUUGCAAAUGUUUCUCGCUACCAAAAAGUGGGCAGGAUGAAUUGAAGUUUUUUUCCUAUUUAUUUUUAUUAUAUAUCUACUAUGUAUGAACGAGAAACGAUGGUCUUGUUAGACAAACAACAACAGCUGCAUUCAGGAUUAGGAUCAAUGGAAUAGAAUAAUUGAACACGAAAUCAACCACCAAGCGAAAAUAAAGAAAACAAAAAAGAAUUUAAUUUCUGCUUCGAAUUUAAAAAAAAAAAAGAAAGAAAAAAAAAAUUAUAAAUGAAAAACGAAAAAAAUAUGAUCCCAGCCAAAUAAUAAUAAGAAAGAAAGAACAAAAAAAAACAAUUGGUUAAACCACAAAAGUGUUUAACAACGAGUCAGCAGCGCAACCCCUUCUUUUGUGUGUGCAUCACAUCACGCCGCCGCGCCACCAAGGGGUGGCAAAGUAAUGCCUCACCGUGUGCCAUAAUAUACAAUACAUAUACAUGCAACUUAUGCUCAUAUUUAUUAUAACAAAACAAUAAUUUAUUUUUUGUACAACAAUUAAGUACCAACAACUGCUGAAUUGUCGAAACAACAAUGCAGGAUCCUGCAGAAAUCGAAAUCCAUUCCUGCAACCAUGAUAAUGUUAAACAAAUUGAAAAUCUUGCCGCAAGAAAUAUUAACACGUCAUUAUCGGGAUACGCGUGUUAAAGCUGAACAUUACUUGUGAGCGAACGAAAUUUCACAUUUUUAUUCUUAAAAAGGAAAUAAUCUGAAGUUUAAAUAAAAUAUCCUUUUUUAUUUUACUGUGUUCAACAUAAAAGCCGUAUAUAUUUAUCACGUUUUUUUAUAAUUCGAAAAAAAUUUUAUAUAUUAUUUGGCUUGCUUUAAAUUAUUUUUUUUUAUAUCGUGUAUUGUGUUGUUAUUAAACGAAAGACUGCUCAGUUGAGUGUCCAGUCACGUGUGUUAUUUAUACCUACAUAAAAAUAUAAAAGUAUCUGCAUACAAAUUUCGACCUAUGAAAAAUGUUUUAUCUGCAUUUUUGUCCGUUGUCGUCGGUCGGGUUUUUAAUAAAUAAUAAUCGGGAAUAAAUAAAAAAAAAUUAAUAAUACAAAAAAAAAAAAGAAGAAGAGAAAUAACAAAUUAAAUAAAUUUUCAUGUUCCUGCGAAUUAAACAUUUAACACGCUUGGUUCAAACAAACACGAAAAAUCCGUAAGCUAACAUACAAGUUACGAAUUAACAUAGUAUCUUUAUACUCUAUACAAAACGACAAAAAAAUCCCCCAGCACAUGCAUAUAUGUUUGUGUAAUUUUUUUUUUUAAAUAAAAAAAAAAUAUAUUAAGUAUAUUUAUAUAUACCUAUAUUUAAAAUAGAUAUAUUUAAAUACAACAGCACAAACAAAAAAAUAUAUAAACAUGACUAUGAAAUCAAUGAAAUACACAGAUUGUGAUACAAUUAUGGAUGGAUAUAAUCCGGUGCCACCACCCCUGCCUAGGAGGGUGCCACCCGUUCGGAAUAUUUACGCAGAACCCUUUGCACAUGAACCCAGCCAUUCAAGCAGAUUGGGUACCAUGCAAAGUGUAAGCCACCAACAACAGAUGGCGCAAAAUAUGUCAACGGGUAAUAAUUCCAUAGCUGGGAGUAGUGGUGGUGUAGAUCGUGGGGGUGGCGGCGGUGGAGUUGGAGGAGUCGGUGGAGGGUCGCAUUGCCAAAUGACCGGAGCUUCACCUCUUGUUAUGCCCGGAUUCCCAUUGAGGACAUCACAUUCAGCGCAUACGCCGCACUACUCGCCGUAUUCUCCAUCAAGGUUUCAUAUAGAUAAACGGUGCCAGCACAGAUGUUCCUGGAAAUGUUUGAGUAUCGCCUUAAUAUUAUUAGCAGUCGUCCUUACAGCCAUGUUGGCCUAUUUUGCAGCUGUCAGCUCAAUGAAACCAAACAUGGAUUCAGCAAAUUGCAUCCUAGUCCAAGAUGUUAAAUCCCAGCCCCAUGAUCAUCCUAACCAAGGUUCAACCGCUCUGCCAACCGAAGAAUCGAUAUCGACGAGUACAUCUGACCACAGUACGACUGGUUACCAACCUGGUGGCGGCGGUGGCGGUGCCAUUGGUGGUAUUGGUAGUGGAAUUGGUACCAAUUCCAAUGGUAUUCAAAAUUCAUUGUCCUCCUCUCAUCAAUUGCAAUUGCAAUUGCAACAACAGCAAGCGGCCCAACCCCAACAGACAAGCUCUAGCAUUAUUCAACAGCAGCAACAACAACAACUACAACAGCAAACGCAGCAUCUUCAGGACCAAUCGUACAGCAGUGCCCAACAGCAGCAACUCAAGUGGCCGCAAGUUGUCGAAUUGAAAGACUUUAACGAGAUGUACCAUGCAAAUAUACCGCCAUAUCAAUUCUGGAACCUUGAGUUUCGUAACAAGCAUCCGGCCUUCAUUCGUUUCAACUUCACCCUGCCAUGGGGCGCAAAUUUUGCUGUAUAUAGUCGACGAAAUGUGGCGCCAAGCGUGACGCAGUAUGACUUUGUUGAAUUUGUGAGAGGAGGUCGUUUGGAUAGUCGACUACGACACAGACGUAGUGUACAUCAAAUUCAUCGUCCAGCUGCGGCAGCAGCAAAUGGGUCCACCUAUGAAGUGCCUCUUGGAUACUCUGAUAUAUUGGCUGAAACAAGAGAGCAUAGCAAUGUCGAUGACGACAACGACGACGUAGACGUUGACGACGGCAACAACGACGAUGAUGAAGAAUUGCUCCAGAACAUCGGACGGGACAAUCGACAUCGUACAAAGGUAGUAGCUUCAGCAGAGCAAAGCCAACAACGUGAUGUGGACUUUGAGAAUGUGGACAAUGUUGACGAGGAUAUCUCAACACCGUUGGAUGGUGCCAAGCAACUGGCCGAGAAGCAACGGCAGAGGCAUGUGAUUGGCAAACGUUCUUCGGGCGAUGGCCUACCAAAUUUGGAUAUGGACACGAUGAUGGUGAAUGUGUCGUUGCUGCAGUAUCUGGACACUGGUCUGUGGUUUAUAUCGGUGUACAAUGAUGAAUUACUGGCGCACUCAGUGACACUGAUUGUUGAGGAGGCGGAAGGCGUGAGUACCACUUGCCCCAACGAUUGUUCCGGCCGUGGAAGUUGCUACUUGGGCAAAUGUGAUUGCAUUGAUGGCUACCAAGGAGCAGAUUGUUCAAAGAGUGUCUGCCCGGUACUAUGUUCAGCACAUGGGCAUUACGGUGGUGGAGUAUGCCAUUGUGAAGAGGGCUGGAAAGGUGCUGAAUGUGAUAUUCCCUUGGGUGAAUGCGAAGUGCCCAAUUGCUCGAGUCAUGGACGUUGCAUAGAAGGUGAAUGUCAUUGUGAACGUGGCUGGAAAGGACCGUUUUGUGAUCAACAUGAUUGUCUUGACCCAGCAUGCUCUGGACAUGGCACAUGUGUAACCGGACAGUGCUAUUGUAAAGCCGGAUGGCAGGGUGAGGAUUGCGGUACAAUUGAUCAGCAGGUUUAUCAAUGUUUGCCCGGAUGCUCAGAGCAUGGUACCUAUGAUUUGGAAACAGGAAAAUGUGUAUGCGAAAGGCAUUGGACAGGACCUGAUUGUUCACAAGCUGUCUGUAGUUUGGAUUGUGGACCAAAUGGCGUUUGUGAAUCGGGUAAAUGUCGUUGUAAUACUGGCUGGACGGGCAAUCUAUGCGAUCAGCUACCAUGCGAUGCCAGAUGUUCCGAACAUGGUCAAUGUAAAAACGGAACUUGUGUAUGCUCACAAGGAUGGAAUGGAAGACAUUGCACUUUACCUGGCUGUGAAAAUGGUUGUUCGAGACAUGGUCAGUGCACUUUGGAGGAUGGUGAAUAUCGAUGUGAUUGCAUUGAAGGAUGGGCUGGCUCAGACUGUUCAAUUGCACUGGAAAUGAACUGCAAGGACAAUAUUGAUAAUGAUAACGAUGGCAUGACUGAUUGUUCCGACAGUGAAUGCUGUUCCCAUCCAGCAUGUUCCGAACACAUAAUGUGUCUAUCAUCAAAUGAUCCAGUUGAAGUACUUCUCCGCAAACAGCCACCAUCAGUAACAGCUUCAUUCUAUCAACGAGUUAAAUUUCUAAUUGAAGAAAACUCAGUUCAAUCAUAUGCCCACAUGGAUGAAUACAGCGAAAAUCUAUUCUGGAGUUCCUUUACACCGUGUCGUGUCUCGGUAAUGCGUGGUCAAGUUAUUACACCACAGGGUCUUGGAAUUGUUGGCAUUCGUGUAUCAGUGGAUCGUGACUCACGUUUUGGAUUUACACUCACAAGACAGGGUGGAUGGUUUGAUGUCCUGGUAAAUGGAGGCGGUGCUGUGACAUUACAAUUCCAGAGAUCACCUUUUCGUCCACUUACACGUACUGUUUUUGUACCAUGGAAUAGAAUUGUUGUACUACCACCAGUUCAAAUGCAACUAAGCGAUGAAGAUGAACAUGCAAGGACAGCUAUUAAAAUUGCAUCACAGAAUCCCGCUUUGACGUUCCUCAAUUCGAUUCUGUAUCAUUUUUCGGAUGAACCUUUGGACUCGAGUAAAAUUUGCAUCGUUCAUGACCACGAGCAGCUGAAGCCUCAAUUGAUAUCAACAUGGAUGCCCAAUGGGGUUGGAGCUAUGCCAGGAAAGAGAGUUGUUUUUGCCGAAACACAGAUUGUUCAAGAAUCCAUCCAGAUACCGGGCUCUGGUCUACAUCUUACAUAUCAAUCAUCGCAGGCCUCCGGAUAUUUGAGCAUCGUUCGGAUGCGUUUGACUUCAGAGCAUAUACCAAGCACACUGACUCAUGUUCAUGUUGGAGUAGAGAUUGAAGGUGCCCUCCAUGUGAAGACAUACGAAGCCGAUCCCAAUCUAAUACACACAUUUGCGUGGAACAAACGCAACGUGUACCGACAGAAGGUGUAUGGAGUGACGAUUGCUCGUAUAUCGGUUGGAUACCAGCAUUCGACGUGCAAAUCCCCAGUAUGGACAACACAAACGGCCAAAUUGCAGGGAUACGAUGUAGAUAUUUCGGACAUUGGAGGUUGGGGACUUGACAUUCACCAUCACUACAAUUUCCAUGAGGGAAUAUUGCAAAAGGGCGAUGGCAGCACCCUACACAUGAAGGAAUAUCCACGAACGGUGAAAGUUGUCAUGGGAACGGGUCUACAACGCCCACUUAAUUGUCCGGACCAUUGCAAUGGCAUUGCUAAAGAUGCACGGCUCCUUACCCCGAUUGCGUUGGCUUCCGGUCCCGAUGGUAGCUUGUAUGUUGGCGACUUUAACCUCGUGCGACGCAUAACACCAGAUGGCGAAGUGUUCACCAUUCUUCAACUAAGCGCCACCCAAGUCUCAUACCAAUAUUAUUUGGCCGUUUCGCCAGCCGAUGGCCAUUUGUAUAUAUCCGAUCCAGAAAAACAUCAAAUCCUGCGCCUCCUUCGACUGGAAAAGGUCAUAGAUCCCAGCAUCAAUAGUGAGCCGGUUGUUGGUAGCGGUCAGCGAUGCAUACCAGGCGACGAAGGUAAUUGCGGCGACGGCGGACCAGCAUUGCAGGCAAGAUUGUCGCAUCCAAAAGGCCUGGCCAUUGCAGCGGACCGCACAAUGUACAUUGCUGAUGGUACAAACAUCCGAGCCGUUGAUCCGAAAGGUAUCAUUCAUACGCUAAUUGGCCACCAUGGGCAUCACAACCAUUGGAGUCCGGCACCAUGUUCAGGCACCCUCAUGGCUAACCAGGCACAAUUGCAAUGGCCCACCGGAUUGGCGUUAAGUCCUUUAGAUGGCUCCUUGCAUUUCAUCGAUGAUCGACUGGUGCUGCGUCUGACAUCGGACAUGAAGAUUCGCGUUGUGGCCGGUACACCGCUGCAUUGCAAUAACAAUCAGGACAAAAACAAGACGAAUGAAAGUGUUCUAGGUACGGUCCUAGCAAUGGCUUUCUCGCCAUUCGGAGAGCUCUAUAUUGCGGACAGCGAUUCGCGGCGUGUUAAUUCGAUCCGAGUUGUCGACACAACCGGAAAUAUGAGAUAUUUUGCUGGCAAACAGGAGAACCUGGGGUCGCUGGCAUGUGAUUGUACUACGAACAGUAACAAUAACGGUAGCUCGUCUACACAAUACUCGACUACAGUUAAUCCGACUAGAAACGGAAAUACGAUAGGAAAUCCUGGCGGUACAACUCCAUCGUUGACUUUGUCGUCAUCGUCGUCGUCUAGCAAUGGUAAUGCUGGUGGUAGUGGAGGUUCUGGUUUUCCAGCAGCUGGAGCAGGAGUUAUGGGAAUUGGAGCUGGAUCUGGUUGCUUAUGCAAUAAUGGUAACAUCAUGACAACUGGUCCCACGACAACUACAACCGUGUUACUAGGUGCGAAGGUAGCUGGUAAUGCCGGUACUGUUGGAGGACUAGCUGGUAUUGGUGGCGGAACAAUUAAUGAAGACGGAACCCUCAGCAAUGCAGAGACUUUGUUAUCCUCGAAUGCUAGAUUCCAAGCUAUUUCCGCAAUUGCCGUUGCACAGGAUGGUGUCAUCAAUGUUGCCGAUCAAGGUUCAUUGCAUGUCCUAGCACUAGAACACUAUCUACCCAGCCACGAUGAGAAUGGUGAAUUCCACAUACCAUAUCCGCCAUCGAGUGAAAUUUAUAUUUUCAAUCGUUACGGACAACAUGUAGCCACAAAUGAUUUGACAUCGGGCAAGACACGUUAUUCCUUUUUGUAUUCGAAGAAUACCAGUUUUGGGCGUUUGUCAACGGUCACUGAUAGUUCGGGGAAUAAAAUUCAAUUCCUGCGGGAUUACAGCAAUGUGGUGAGCUCAAUUGAAAAUACCCAAGACCACAAGUCGGAAAUUCAAAUAAAUGGAAUUGGUAUUAUGACCAAGCUCACCGAAAAGGGCAAGUUCGAGAUUGAAUUGGAUUACGAUAGUAAUACUGGAUUGCUGAAUAGCCGAUCGAGUGGUGGCGAAACAUACAUCUAUCAAUAUGAUGAGUUUGGUCGGGUGACUGGAAUGAUAUUGCCUAGUGGUGAGAUUGUGCGUAUAACAUCACAGUUGGCUGAUAAUAAGGGUCUAUCGGUUUAUAUUCAUGCAUCGGUUGAGUCAUUGUUCUCGAGGGAGAAGGGUGAAACUAAUGAAUUAUUGGUGUUGGGUGGAGUUCGUUCGACUUUCAUGAAGAAAGGUCGCGAAAAUGCUGAUGCAGAAAUCAAGCCAAAUAAUACAUUAAUUAUUCAUGGGGCUAAUGGAGUUAUUGUUGAGUCAUCUGCUGUUGCUAGACAUCCUCUCUUGGAAGCGGCUUUACCAGUUGAAGCUGAGAUGUUGGCUAUGUGGUCCCAUCAGAGUAUCACAAUGGGUGAGGGUCUUACCAAUAACAUGUAUUCGGUCUUCAAUUUGGUCGGAGAUGUUAGGAAUCCUCAGCAGACACUGAACCGUGAAAUAUGGGUCAAUGAAAGUAGGGUAAUCGGCGUUGAAUACGAUCAGUUCACAAACCGUGAAACAUUCUACGAUCGGAAUCGAACUCCAAUCCUCAUUAUUGCGUAUGAUCAAUCUGGACUACCAAAAUCCUACUAUCCAACCAAUGGCUAUCCAGUAAAUAUCACUUAUGACCGUUUCAAUCGUAUCGAAGGAUGGUCUUGGGGACCUGCCGAACUCAAAUACACCUACGAUAGACAUGGUUUACUGUCAGAAAUUACAAGUCAACAAGACGGAAUUAUUUCUUACAUUUAUAAUGACUGGAAUUUGGUAUCAGAAAUAGGACUUGCAAGUCAGCGGAAGUUCGUAUUGAACUAUGACGAAGCAGGAGGUCUUCGGCAUGUUUUACUUCCAAGCGGAACCAAGCACUCAUUUAGUAUGCAAACAUCAAUUGGUUUCAUUCGAUGGACUUAUACACCACCUGGCGGUACAAAGCCUUAUCUGCAGCACUACAGUCACUCAGGAGCCCUACUUCAGACGAUCUUUGCUGGCGAUGGAGCCAGAAUUAUCUACCGAUAUAACUCAGCUGGUCAACUGACAGAAAUCGUCCACGGUGACGGAAAGAGUGAGUUCAGCUACAACGAAAUAACCGGAAUGCCCAGUACCGUUUCUCAUUCCGAACGAGAAUUGGAAUACCGAUGGGACUUUGAGUUCACAGGAGGCUUACUUACCGAAGAACGGAUUGACUUUGUUGCCAAGACGGGUCUUAGUAAUGCCAAAUUCACCUACGACUAUGACACUGAUUUUAGAGUUAUAUCAAUCCAAGGUCGUAUUGGUGGUCAGAAUCUUCCAACACAAGCAUUUUCUUAUGACCGUCGAACUGGACAACCCAAUCAAAUUGGCCAAUUUAAACUUAUGCAUCCAAAACUCAAUCAAACUCAGGUUUAUGAUGGCACUGCCAGUUUUACUAGAACAGUCAAUGGAAGGUUCCUGGAAUCACAAGUCUCGUUAUCAAUCCACAGAAUGGAAGUCUUCAGAAUGGAGUUUUCAUAUGGGGUCCAUGGAAGAAUUUCCCAGACACGAACAUACACUCGCAAUGUAGCGGUGAAUACCUACACAAAUGUCAAGAACUACACAUGGGACUGUGAUGGUCAACUUAUCGGUGUAGAAGCUCAGGAACCUUGGGGAUUCCGUUAUGAUGAUAAUGGUAACUUGCUUUCGUUGACUUAUCGAGGAAACACAAUACCAAUGGAAUAUAAUAACCUCGAUCGUAUUGUCAAGUUUGGUGAAGGACAGUACAAAUAUGACUCAAGAGGACUAGUAGCCCAGAAUGCCAGAGAAGAACGAUUCCACUACAACACCCAAGGUCUUUUAGUUCGUGCUACAAAACGUGGUCGUUUCGAUGUGAAGUAUUACUAUGAUCAUCUUAAACGAUUGACAACAAGAAAGGACAACUUUGGCAAUGUUACCCAAUUCUUCUACACCAAUCAACAUCGCCCUUAUGAAGUCAGUCAGAUCUACUCGCCCCGAGAUGGAAAACUUAUGUCACUCACUUAUGACGACAGAGGUCAUUUAAUAUACACCCAGGUCUAUCGCCACAAAUACUACGUGGCUACCGAUCAAAGUGGUACUCCAAUAAUGAUCUUCAACCAGUACGGCGAAGGUAUUCGGGAAAUCAUGAGAUCUCCAUUCGGUCAUAUAGUCUACGACUCCAAUCCCUAUCUCUAUCUACCGAUUGAUUUUUGCGGUGGAAUUUUAGACCAAGUUACAACCCUAGUCCAUAUGGGUGAUGGAAGAGUCUAUGAUCCCUUGAUCGGUCAAUGGAUGUCUCCGAAUUGGGAAAAUGUUGCUGAAAAAAUCAUUACACCGACUAAAAUGCAUUUAUACCGAUUUAACGGUAACGAUCCUAUCAACAUCGAUCACGAUCGUAAUUAUCCAGCUGAUUUUUCAGCCUGGAUGAAGACAUUAGGUUUCAAUAUUCCCAACAUUGUGCCUCAGCUUACACGGACACUCUGGGAACAACCAUCAUUAUGGGGUAGAACACUGAAUAACCCCAUUGCACUUGAUCUCAAGCGACCAGUUGAUAAUAUACCAACUAUGGCUGUUGAAUCUGGAUUCCUAGCUCAUCUUGGUAUUCGUCGAAUGUCAAGCUUUGAAGAUCUCUCAGCUCCGCCCAAGUCAGCACUUAAAUUUGACGUUAUGAAUCCGAAACCUCGUAAUAUCGGUUCGGAUUCUGAUCCACCAUUCGGAAGAGGUAUUGUUGUAUCAAGAACUACCGAUGGGCAAGCUAUUGUUUCGAGUGUGCCAGCUGCUAAUGCCAUUUACCGUGAUGUUUACACGUCUGUAUUUAACCGAUCCAAACUCCUGCCAUUCACAUUCGUAGUGCAUAAUGCCCAACAAGACUCGUUCUUCUUUGUGAAAGAAGAAUCAUGGCGAGCCAGUGAAGAUCGACAACAACUCAAACGACUUCAGGGUCAAGUCAAUACGACCUUCCAUGAAAUUACUCGAGAAAAUGGAAGUGGCAACAAUUAUUUGGAUGUAAAGAUUCAUGGUGUCCAUGCCAUUAUUAAUCUUCGUUACGGCACCACUGUGGAUAAGGAGAAACAACGUCUAAUGCAUCAUGCGAAACUUACAGCGGUACGCAAAGCCUGGCAUCGUGAGAAAGAAGCCCUUCGGAAUGGUCUGACAACAGUGGUCGAUUGGUCACAACAGGAAGUCGAUGAGAUCCUAAAACUAGGCUAUGCCAAUUCCUUUGAAGGUGAAUACAUUCAUGAUAUCAAUGAGUAUCCAGAAUUAGCCGAGGAUCCUUAUAAUAUUCGUUUUACAAAGAAGAAAGCCACUGCCACAAGAAAACGAAGACGUCGAAGCUUGAAUCAAACCGAGCCAGAUGGUGUAAGUAAAUCAAAUAUAAUUAGGUUUAGUAGUAAUAGUCUUGAAUUAAAUGAGCCCUUAUCAACAUCGUCGUCAAAUACAACAACAACAAGAAAAACAAAAACAUCAUCAUCAGUCACAUUAAAUAUUAAUGAAAAUACAAUUAAAUGUUUAGGUGAUAAAAAUGCUUGUUAGCUUUUGUUAUAAUUAUUUUAUUAAUUUUAAGUUUAAAUUUUCAUAGUUUUUUUUUUUGUUAAAAACAAAAUUUUUUUUAAUUUUCAUUAAAUUAAUAUUUAUAAAAAUUGCAUUUAAAAAAACAAAACAAAAUAAAAUGGAACAAUUGAUUAUGUCUAAAAUUAAAAAAAGGAAAAGAUAACAUACUUUUAGGCGAACAAAAAAAAAAAACAUAACAACUAGAUGCAAACAAGCAAAAUAACUAACAAAAAAAAUUAACAUUUAUAAAAUAAAGUUAAAAAAAAAAAACAAAAAAUGGUAACUUUCUAAGUUUUGACUCGAGCUUUUUGAGACUGGCAGUAGAAUUUAAAUAGAAAAUAAAUAAAUAAAACAAAACAAAAAAAAAAAAAAACAUACAAAACAAAAAGAUAACUAUGAUA
Molecule: messenger RNA, 12229 nt
Organism: Episyrphus balteatus (marmalade hoverfly)
Lineage: Eukaryota; Metazoa; Arthropoda; Insecta; Diptera; Syrphidae
Gene: Ten-a
Product: teneurin-a
Exons: 17
Coding region: 2820-11810 (2996 amino acids)
Biological process (GO): motor neuron axon guidance
Source: RefSeq, a predicted model, not a curated record